This is a messenger RNA of Ipomoea nil (Japanese morning glory), 2010 nucleotides long. RefSeq lists its product as uncharacterized. Bases 1 to 2010 code for a protein of 669 amino acids. Lineage: Eukaryota; Viridiplantae; Streptophyta; Magnoliopsida; Solanales; Convolvulaceae. The record is from RefSeq and is a predicted model, not a curated record. The transcript has a single exon.
AUGGAAAAUCCGUUUCUCACCUUCGUAAUUCGAUCCGAAAGAGCCAAUCUUUUUCGAAAAAUCAUUGAUGCCGAGUCUCCCUUAUCUCCUGAAGCUACCGAUAGAAUUCUUGCUACAAUCAAAUCGGAUGGUUUUCUACUAGAAGGGCUCACGGACAAAGAAAAGAGGCAAAUGCUUGCUCUAGCUCACCAUAUCUCCGCCACACCUUGGCCAUUUCCACCUGUGUCAGCCGCUGUCCCAGAUUCCAUCCCUCCCGGUCCAGCGACUCUUGCCUCUCCUCCGACAGUGGUACUUCCUACCCAUUCUUCACCUUUAAACACAUCUAGAAAAAUUGAUUUUGAUGUAUCUUUGCCUGCUCAAUUUGUGUCUCCCCUCUCUCAUGAUGUUUUUGAUGUUCAAAAUCUGCCUGUACCUGGUGAUCCUUAUGAUCCUUUGUCUCACAAUUUGCCUAGGGAAAAUGUUGAUUUAGUUGCUUUAUCUGACUUAGUAAAAUCCUUGCCAUCUGCUUAUUCCAUUCGAGAUGUUGCCCAACAUGUGUCUGUUCCAACUGUGUCAUGUUCAGCCUUUUCUAUUCCCAUUACUAUUGCUGCGUCUGAAAGUCACUCUGAUCCAAUACCCAUUCCUGUUUCAUCUACUCAAGAAUCGGUUCCCAUAAUAUCUGUUCCUAUUGCUAAAACUUCCCGAAAGGGAAAAGAGAAAAUAUCUGUUUCAGGUACUGCAGAAAAGAGAGGAUUGUCUCAAUUGGACAAUGUUGAAACUCAGACUGACCGGAAACUACAACGGCGUGGUUCCACACUGCCACCCCGCACCACUAGGUCACGAGCCGAAGCUGACUCAUCUGUUGCUCCUACACCAUCCGGCUCCAAAUCGAAAGGAUCAAGCAAGGUUUACAAGCCACAUCUUCUGUCCCCCGAUUUAUUUGCGGUUUGGAAGACUCAUGUCAUCCGUGUUUUCAUCGUUGAAAAAUCUAUCAAUGAAGAGGACUUGGCUGCCAAGUGCAAUAUUAUCCCGCUGCUGCGUGAUCAACAUUUGCUAGCCUCUCUACGCCACAUUGGUCCAUACUCCACAUGGCUGACAGCAGAAUUUUACACAAAUUUGACUUUGGACACAUUCACUGAAGGAUCGGCUCGAUUUCAUCAGGUUUUCAUUCGUGGCACUUGGUAUCCAUUCGGGCCAACUGAGAUCAAUGCGUAUUUGGGCACGCCUAAUCAUCCUGUUUCUCCGGAUCUUAGCCCUCACUUGUUGGCCGCAGCUCUCACUCAUAAUAAAGUAGUUUCAUGGCCGAGUGAUGGACUUUCUAGCUUGAAGCUCACAACAUUUUACUCCGUGCUUCUCCGCCUUGCUUCAGCCAAUUGGGUCCUAGCAGUCCGUCGCCACCUAGUUCCAGAACAUCUCGCUGGCCUACUCUACAAGAUCAGGAACCGUCUACCAUUCAAUCUGGGAAUGGUCAUAUUUUCUCAUCUUAUGUCUUUUUUGCAGAAAAAGGAAGCAAAGAUCCAUCUCCCUUUCCCGUGCUUGAUUUAUGGGGUACUCCAAGACCACGGCUUCAAACCCUACAAGGAAGAAGUGAUUACAACUACGGACAAUGUGUAUAUCUUUGAUGAUCGACUUACACAGAAGGGCCAUUAUGAUGAUCGGGCUUCUCUUGAUCAGCUACCUGCUGUUCCACCUCCGGCGCCACUAGUCUCUGCCCCUGCUUCAUCUACUGACACUGCGUCAACAUCUCGUCCAGGCUCAAGACUGGUUCCCAAAGAACCCCCAACACUGGUUGAUCGUAGGCAGAUUGUGCUCACUCUUGAGGCCUCUAUUGCUCAGGUUCAGCAAUCAGUUGCUUCUCAACAAUCCACCAUCUCGGGUCUUGCCAAUCUCCGUGAUGCACAGCUCCAAGAAAUCGCCCGCAUGGAAGCUAUUCACGCUCAGAUUAUAGCUGACACUAGGGCUGCAUCAUCAGAUACUGACUCUGAAGAUGAAGAAGAUGGUUCUGACUCAGGCACCCCGUCUGCACGGUAA